Messenger RNA from Dryobates pubescens (Downy woodpecker), 3590 nucleotides. It is a transcript of the gene PRPF40A, whose product is annotated as pre-mRNA processing factor 40 homolog A. Lineage: Eukaryota; Metazoa; Chordata; Aves; Piciformes; Picidae. Gene Ontology annotation, biological process: mRNA cis splicing, via spliceosome. The coding region runs from base 53 to 3091 and encodes 1012 amino acids. Gene Ontology annotation, cellular component: U1 snRNP; U2-type prespliceosome. Gene Ontology annotation, molecular function: protein binding; RNA binding. The transcript has 26 exons. The record is from RefSeq and is a predicted model, not a curated record.
CGAGGCUAAGGAAGGCGGUUAAGAGCUCCUUGCGACUGGGCCGGCGAUCAGGAUGUCAGGUGGGGACUCGGCGGCGGCCGCGGCGACCGCCUCCCCUCAGCCGCUCCCGUUCUCCUUGCCGAAGCCCCCUCCCCUCAUGCAGCUGACGCCGGGGGACGCCGUCCGGCCCGUCUCUUCCGCCGCGGACCAAUCACCGAAGAGCGCUCGGCUGGCGGGCCGCCCGGAUUGGCCGACUGGCAAGCCAGUCAGCUUGCUGGCCCCGUUGCUCCCGCCCCGCGGGGAGCCCGAACCACUCAUGCCCUUUGGCCCCUCGUCGCGGCAGCCACUCAGAGGGAGGCUUCUUGGCAGGUGCAGCGGGGGCAGCCUGCUCAGCCCCUCGAUGCGGCCUGGCGGCGUCGACCGCGGAUCCCUUAUGAUGGGACACCCAGGCAUGCCACAUUAUCCCCCCAUGGGAAUGCACCCUAUGGGUCAGAGACCCCCAAAUAUGCCACCGGUUCCACACGGUAUGAUGCCUCAGAUGAUGCCCCCCAUGGGAGGACCACCAAUGGGGCAGAUGCCUGGAAUGAUGCAGUCAGUAAUGCCUGGAAUGAUGAUGUCCCACAUGUCCCAAGCUGCUAUGCAGCCUACAGUUCCACCAGGAGUGAACAGCAUGGAUGCACAAGUAGGUGUCACACCUCCUGGAACUCAGACAACGCACCCCGUCGUUUGCGCUGCCCAGCAAACCACCACCACCACCAGCUCUGUUAAUGAGGAGCACUCUAAACAGAAAUCUACGUGGACGGAACACAAAUCACCAGAUGGAAGGACGUAUUACUAUAACACUGAAACAAAGCAGUCCACGUGGGAGAAGCCAGAUGACCUCAAAACACCUGCUGAGCAAUUGCUGUCCAAGUGUCCCUGGAAAGAGUAUAAAUCUGAUGCUGGAAAGCCCUACUAUUACAAUUCCCAAACAAAGGAAUCACGCUGGGCAAAACCCAAAGAGCUUGAGGAUCUUGAAGCAAUGAUAAAAGCUGAAGAAAACAGCACGAAGCCUGACGAUGCCGCUCCGGCCGCGUCGACGCCGGCUGCCGCCGCGGAAGCCACCAGCGCCACCACCGCGGCCGCCACCGAAACUGCCGCGGCCGUCACCGCCGCCGCUUCUGCAGCCGCUGCGGCCCCCGAAGCAGACGCUGCUGCAGCUGCCUCUGCGGUGGAGAACGAAAGCGGUGGCACAGCCGCGGCCGAGGAGCAGGGACAAGGGGCUUCUGCACCUGCUGGGCAGGAGCAGAGCGGAGAAGCAGCAGCCAACGCAACAGACGACUCUUCCAAGCAGGAGGCCUCAGGAGAUGCUGCUUCAAAGAAAGAGGAUGAUGAUGCCCAGCCUGUUAAGAAGACCUAUACCUGGAAUACCAAGGAAGAAGCCAAGCAGGCAUUUAAAGAGCUGCUGAAAGAAAAGAGAGUGCCAUCCAAUGCUUCUUGGGAGCAAGCAAUGAAAAUGAUCAUUAAUGAUCCCAGAUACAGUGCUUUGGCUAAAUUAAGUGAAAAAAAGCAAGCUUUUAAUGCUUACAAAGUUCAGACAGAGAAAGAAGAGAAGGAAGAAGCGAGAUCAAAAUACAAAGAAGCUAAAGAAUCCUUCCAGCGUUUCCUUGAAAACCAUGAGAAGAUGACCUCCACAACAAGAUACAAAAAAGCUGAGCAGAUGUUUGGGGAGAUGGAAGUCUGGAACGCGAUAUCGGAGCGCGACCGCCUCGAGAUCUAUGAGGAUGUCUUGUUUUUUCUGUCUAAGAAGGAGAAGGAACAAGCCAAACAGCUACGAAAGAGGAACUGGGAAGCUUUGAAGAACAUACUAGAUAACAUGGCCAAUGUCACUUACUGCACCACUUGGUCUGAGGCCCAGCAGUACCUGAUGGACAAUCCUACCUUUGCAGAAGAUGAAGAGCUGCAGAACAUGGAUAAGGAGGAUGCACUGAUUUGUUUUGAGGAACACAUCAGGGCCUUGGAAAAAGAAGAGGAAGAAGAGAAGCAGAAGAGUUUGCUGAGGGAGAGAAGGAGACAGCGGAAAAACAGAGAAUCUUUUCAGCUGUUUCUGGAUGAACUGCAUGAGCAUGGCCAGCUACAUUCCAUGUCCUCUUGGAUGGAGUUGUACCCAACCAUAAGCUCUGACAUCAGGUUCACCAACAUGCUGGGUCAACCGGGAUCCACAGCACUUGAUCUUUUCAAGUUCUAUGUUGAAGAUUUGAAAGCACGUUACCACGAUGAGAAGAAGAUAAUCAAAGACAUCUUAAAGGACAAAGGAUUUGUGGUUGAGGUGAAUACUUCUUUUGAGGACUUUGUUACUGUCAUCAGCUCAACUAAAAGGGCUACAACUCUCGAUGCAGGAAACAUCAAGCUGGCUUUUAACAGUCUGCUGGAAAAGGCAGAAGCCCGGGAAAGAGAGAGGGAAAAGGAAGAAGCUCGUAAAAUGAAGCGGAAAGAGUCGGCCUUCAAGAGUAUGCUGAAGCAAGCUACUCCUCCAAUCGAGUUGGAUGCUGUCUGGGAAGAUAUCAGGGAUAGAUUUGUGAAAGAACCAGCAUUUGAAGACAUCACUUUGGAGUCUGAAAGGAAAAGAAUAUUUAAAGAUUUCAUGCAUGUCCUAGAGCACGAGUGCCAGCACCAUCACUCAAAGAACAAGAAGCAUUCGAAGAAGUCUAAAAAGCACCACAGGAAGCGCUCGCGGUCUCGCUCGGGCUCAGAGUCUGAGGAUGAUGACAGCCACUCCAAGAAGAAAAGGCAACGUUCAGAGUCGAGAUCGGUUUCUGAGCGUUCUUCCAGCGCAGAGUCCGAGAGGAGUUACAAGAAGUCAAAAAAACACAAGAAAAAGAGCAAGAAGAGAAGACACAAGUCUGAUUCACCAGAAUCUGAUAUUGAAAGAGAAAAAGACAAGAAGGAUCGAGAGAGGGAUAGUGAAAAGGAUAGAGCAAGACAGAGAUCUGAGUCAAAACAUAAAUCACCUACUAAAAAACGACCUGGAAAGGACUCUGGGAACUGGGACACUUCUGGCAGCGAGCUGAGCGAGGGAGAGCUGGAAAAACAGAGGAGGACUCUUUUGGAACAACUGGAUGAAGAUCAAUGAGAACGUUAUUUAUACCAAAUAUGUUUACAUUGUGGCAUAAUAAAAGAAACCAAUGUCUAAUGCAGGACCUGGGUUCUGAUCUCCUGAGUCCCAUGGUUGAGAUAACAACUGGCUUUCAUUUUUUACCCCAUCAGUACCUUCAAGUACUCUUAGUAGAGCCUUCAGAGCUAGAGAAGUUGAGUGACUGUCCUGGAGCAGGAUGGGCCCCAGGCUCGGCCUCGCCGUGGAGGGAACACCACCAUGGAAGAUGUUUUGGUGCUCACUGGAUCUUGUCUGCAGGCCCAGGGAGGUGUUGGCCCCUUCCUGGCAAAGCUUCCCUUAAGCACAGUUGGUGGUAACUCCCUGCUUUGCCUGGCCAGAUGCAGUUUCAUCUUUAGGAAGAAGAGAUCCUUAACAUAGUUCCAUUUAUUGUAUGGAUUUGGGUUUGUUUUGGAAGAGAGAGGGGAGGGGAAAAUCGACCAAACCAACCCAACACACCAAAACCCCUGGGAGCAAACAA